Messenger RNA from Cordyceps fumosorosea ARSEF 2679, 507 nucleotides. Its product is annotated as DnaJ domain protein. Gene Ontology annotation, biological process: protein histidyl modification to diphthamide. The coding region runs from base 1 to 507 and encodes 168 amino acids. NCBI's taxonomy places the organism in Eukaryota, Fungi, Ascomycota, Sordariomycetes, Hypocreales, Cordycipitaceae. Gene Ontology annotation, molecular function: metal ion binding. The record is from RefSeq and is a predicted model, not a curated record. The transcript has a single exon.
AUGGCAAGUCCCGCCGCGGGACGUCCGUCCCGGACCGCCACGCACUACCAGGUCCUCGACCUACAGCCCGCGCUCCUCGCCGCCGCCGAGGCCCAGGACGCCUCUGCGCUCGUUAAGCGCGCCUACCGCCGCGCCCUGCUGCGCAACCACCCCGACAAGGCCACCGCCGCCACCCUCUUCACGGUCGACCAGAUCGGCGAGGCCUACGGCGUGCUGUCCUCCACGCGGCGACGCCAAGAGUACGACGCCGCGCUACGCUCGUCCGGCGGCGCGGGGGACGAGGAGGCAACCCGGUUCCAGACGGGCAUUGAGAACGUCGACCUGGACGACCUCGAGUUCGACGACGGGGAGGAGCGCUGGCACCGGUCGUGUCGGUGCGGCAACGACCGCGGGUACGCGUUCGAGGAGGCGGAUCUUGUCGAGGCGAGCGAGGACGGCGUCUUGAUGGUGGGGUGCCAAGAUUGCAGCCUGUGGCUCAAGGUGCAUUUCGCCGUGGUGGACGAGUAA